GGAGUCAACGCAAGGGCCAUUACAUCUAAGCCAUUGUCGUCAUUGCUGCUUAAUUUAAUCUGAUAGUUUACGUCAGAAAAGACCGCGGAGGACAAUCUUAACUCAGCACAGGUGAAAGUUUGCUGUCAGACAAGCUAGAAAAAUACAUGAGCAAUUCAAUUUGAGAAGAGGAGAAUAUGUGUCGUGUCUUCAUUGUGUUGAUACUGGAGUUCAUUCAGAUUCAGAUUUUUAUGCAUUCCAUGGCCAUGAAUAGAAUGUAUUUAUUCAUUCAUUUUAGGUUAUAUUGCUUGACUUAUCAUAAAACAUGAUUUGUUUUAAUUUCUAAACACAAUUGCAUACAUUAUUUAAAGUAGGACUGGGGACAAUUGCUGGGGUAAAAUAUUUCAACUACAAUUUAGAUUUUAAAUUAUAUAUAUAUAUAGACAUGAAAACAUGUCAUUCUUUAUUAAUCUGAAUCAUCUAAGUAAAAAAAAAAGUUCACUAAAAUCAAAUUACUGCUAAUAGGGAAAUGGGAAAACUGUUGUGAGAGCAGACCUCACGUCUGAGAUCUCAGCUGCAUGCAAGCCAUUAAUCCGAUCCAGGCUCUCCAAACGUGAUUCGUCGUAAGACGAUUCGCGGAGACAGACAGACAAGUUCAUCUCUGUUAAAUCGCGAUGAGAAGACUUUGACCCCCACAGCGACCUGGGCCAGUCUGAGCACGGAUGCUGUCUGGGACCGUUCUGAGACCGAACCAAGGGAAAUUGAUCCACCGAGCCGUAUACACCAUGUUGAAGGGACGGAACGUGGUAAUAAAUAUAAACAAAGCUACCUACACAAAAAUCGAAGAAAACAGUGAGAAGAACACAUCAGAGAAAGGCAGGACGACAAUCAUAUUCUCCCUGAAGAAUGAAGUUGGAGGACUGGUAAAGGCACUUAAACUCUUCCAGGAAAGCCACGUCAACCUUGUUCACAUCGAGUCUCGGAAAUCCAAACGACGCAACUCCGAGUUUGAGAUAUUCGUGGACUGUGACAGCAACCACGAGCAGUUGAACGAGAUCAUCCAGCUGCUGCGAAAGCAUGUGAAUGUGGUGGAAAUGGAUCCUCCUGAUAACUCCUGUCUGAGCGAGGGAGACAUGUAUAAUGUCCCAUGGUUUCCCAAGAAGAUCGCUGACUUGGACAAAUGUGGAAACCGCGUUCUGAUGUACGGAUCUGAGCUGGAUGCUGACCAUCCGGGUUUCAAGGACAAUGUCUACCGAAAGCGAAGAAAGGAGUUUGCAGAUCUUGCCAUGUCCUACAGACAUGGGGAUCCAAUUCCUCGUAUUGAGUUCACAGAGGAGGAGGUGAAGACGUGGGGUGUUGUGUACAGGGAGCUCAACAAGUUAUAUCCCACCCAUGCCUGUCGGGAGUACUUGAAGAACCUGCCACUGCUGUCCAAGUUCUGUGAAUGUCGGGAAGACAACAUUCCUCAGCUGGAGGACGUCUCACGCUUUCUCAAAGAACGCACCGGGUUCACCAUCCGGCCUGUUGCAGGAUACCUCUCCCCACGUGACUUCCUGGCAGGUCUGGCCUUCCGUGUCUUCCACUGUACCCAGUAUGUGCGGCACAGCUCCGAUCCCCUAUACACCCCAGAGCCAGACACAUGCCACGAGUUGCUGGGUCACGUCCCAUUAUUGGCUGAGCCCAGCUUUGCUCAGUUCUCUCAGGAGAUUGGCCUUGCUUCACUUGGUGCUUCUGAUGACUCUGUGCAAAAACUGGCCACAUGCUACUUCUUCACAGUGGAGUUUGGCUUAUGCAAACAGGAAGGGCAGCUGCGAGCUUACGGGGCAGGUCUGCUGUCAUCCAUCAGUGAGCUAAAACACGCACUCUCUGGUAAUGCAAGGAUAAUGCCGUUUGACCCUAAAGUUACAUCCAAGCAAGAAUGCAUCAUCACAACUUUUCAGGAAGUCUACUUUGUGUCAGACAGCUUCGAGGAGGCCAAAGUCAAAAUGAGGGAGUUUGCCAAGACCAUCAAGCGCCCCUUCACUGUCCGAUACAACCCCUACACUCAGAGCGUGGACGUGCUCAAAGACACUCCCAGCAUCAACAGUGUGGUGGAGGAACUUCGACAUGAGCUUGACAUUGUUGGGGACGCUCUCAACCGGCUGAACAAGCAGCUGGGUGUCUGAAUGUUUAUCACCUCUAGAUCAUCAUCAUUCUUGAUGUCCCACUGCUGCAGAGUUGCGCCUUUCCCUGCAUGUUUUGUAGCAUUGGUUUUCCUCUCACAUUUGUGAUGCUGUUUAACUGCUGUGAUCUGCACGAACCCAAAGAGCUGCUUAUCCAUCACUGCUUUAGUACCACAAAAGGAAGACAUACUGUAAAUAAGUGGGUCAUGCGAAUUGCUCACUCCGUUUAUGUAUAUAAUCACGACCUGCUUUUUUUCCAUUAUUCUUCCUCAACUUAACCGCUUCUUCAGUGCAUAUGUACACUUUUGUAUGGGCCAUGUGUCACUUUAAUUUGUAUGUGCUGUCUGGAAGAAGUUCAGAAGGUGGCGACUCAUUGCCAAUGUCAUGAUUUGCCCUUGAAAAGUUUAAAAAUGUUUUAAUUUCACAGUGAUCAUUUGUAAAAAGUAAAAUGUUUAAUUUGAUAUAAUUGUGUUAAUCAUUGAAUCUAAUUAUUUUUAUACUGUAAAGAUAUAAAUGUACUAAAUG
Messenger RNA from Synchiropus splendidus (mandarinfish), 2666 nucleotides. It is a transcript of the gene tph1a, whose product is annotated as tryptophan hydroxylase 1 (tryptophan 5-monooxygenase) a. Bases 702 to 2144 code for a protein of 480 amino acids. The transcript is spliced from 11 exons. Gene Ontology annotation, biological process: serotonin biosynthetic process; aromatic amino acid metabolic process. Gene Ontology annotation, cellular component: neuron projection. Gene Ontology annotation, molecular function: tryptophan 5-monooxygenase activity; iron ion binding. Lineage: Eukaryota; Metazoa; Chordata; Actinopteri; Syngnathiformes; Callionymidae. The record is from RefSeq and is a predicted model, not a curated record.